Messenger RNA from Volvox carteri f. nagariensis, 5742 nucleotides. RefSeq lists its product as uncharacterized. The record is from RefSeq and is a predicted model, not a curated record. NCBI's taxonomy places the organism in Eukaryota, Viridiplantae, Chlorophyta, Chlorophyceae, Chlamydomonadales, Volvocaceae. The transcript has 11 exons. Bases 1 to 5742 code for a protein of 1913 amino acids.
AUGGCGACCACGCUUGGUGCGGACGCUUGGGACACCGCAUGUGCCAUUUCACUGCUCAACGAGGGGCGGGGUGUGCAGCUGGUCAUGUCACCACCGGCCUCGGAGCCGGCUUCUGAAGCGCAUGAGCUCGUUGGCAGGCCACAGGAGAUGCACGAGCAAGUCGCCAUCUGCGGCACCUCGCGAGAAUCCCCCAGCUGUCCCGCAGCCGGGACCGCCUUCAACGCGGCUGCUGCCGCCCUCCCGGGCUCAGCCCUUUUGGAUGAGGCGCGGCGCCGCGCCCUGCAGGCGGCCCUGCAGCCCCACUAUACAACGCCAAUCCCGGGGCCGGUGGGAAGGGCGUUGAUUGGCCCCACCAAGCGCCGCUUCUGGGCCUAUGUCAAGGGCAAGGCAGAGCGGGCGGUACGGCGAAGCGAGGGCUGCGAGAAGGGUGGCGGCGGCUUGGCGGCUGCCCAAGUGGCUGCUUUGGGGAUAGGUGCAGCAGGCGCUGCAGCCGAGCCGUCUGAGCAGCCUGUGGUGGUGUGGGCGCCCAGCCUGAGAGACCCACGGGUCAUGCCCUUCUUGGGCCAGCGUCUGAAGGAGGUGCUGCUGCACGCAGUAGACGGUAUCAACGGUGGCGCUCCUGGCGGCGGUGACAAGAAAGGAGGCUGGUGGGACGCUCCCCCGUUGGUGCUAUAUCGAGGAAUGGUCCACCCAGAUUUGCCAGGUCUCAUCUUUUGGGGAGCGGAGUCGCACAUCUCCACAAGCCCCCUGGUGCGCCAGCUCCAAUCCCACUGGCUGCUGGCGCACCUGACACACACGCUGCCUCCGACGGCACCGGCCGUCAUGCGCGCGGACAUCGCCCGACAGAAGGCCUGGCGUGCCAACACCCUGGCGCACCGCCUCAUGUCGACCCAUGGGUCACUCGCUCGUAUCCAGGAGCACCACUAUAUCCAGCAGCUUCUGGCCGAUUUGAACGGACUGGUCGCCUGGAGUAGGGGCGACAUACUGCUGCCACAGGCAUCAGCUCGGCCUCAGGCGGGAAGGGGCGUGAGCUUGGCAGGAUCUGAGACGGAUCCAAGCCAGCAACAGCAUGUGGGCCUUGUGGCAAGGAAGGAGGGCCUGCUGCCGCGUGGAGCGCGCGAAGCUGCCAGCUCUCUUCAGCAACUACUACUGCAACGCUCCGGACGCAGCAGAUGGGGGUGGCUGCUACGGCGCAACGUGGGAGCGGAGGCGGAGGGAUUGGAUGGCAACGGCCGCACUAGCGCAGGCGCUGCUAGCAGCGCCGCCUGCAGCAGCGCGGGCCAGGCCCUUACAGUCGCUUCCGCGUCGCUAAGACUUGCCUUAACUUCAACCGGUGAUCAAGCCGGGCAGCAGGCAUCCACCCCGCGAAGCCCUCGCGCGUCUCUCCCUGGUUUCCACUCCUUACGGCAGAUCUUUGGUAAGCUGCAACCCGGCAGCGGCCAACUCAGCUGGCGCUUUCACCGCUGCAGCAGCAACGGAUGCGGAGCUUACACCAGCGGCCGGGGCCUGAUGGCGCAGCCCUACCUGCCUGCCAAGCAGCAGCCCUACCUGCCUGCCGCCCAGCAGCCCUACCUGCCUGCCAAGCAGCAGCUCCAGCUGCUCACAGAUCAGACAGCAAAUACGGAAAAGGGGGCGGCGGCGGCCACAGCCAGCGCCUUCUCCUUCGACCAGCAGCCUGUCAUCAUCACUCCUGGCCGCCAUCAGACCAACAGCACCUCCCCGCCGUCCUUAUUACCCGCCGUGCAAUCGACAUGCGAAUGCGCCAGCAGCAGCUGGCCUGUUAAUACAAGCGAUGCCGCCAGCAGCUAUGACAACAACUUCAUCGGCAGGAACAGCAACGACACACAGGUCCAGCCGAUCACUUCGCCGCGUCCACCUAGCAGCAGCGGUGUUGGUUCACCCUGGGACCUGACGUCACAGUCCCCAUCCAUGGCCGCUGCAAUAACAAUUCUUAAGCACCAGCACCAGCAGCAGCACCAGCACCAGCAGCAGCCGCCAGGCAACGGCCUUCCGCAGGAGGCGCGGAAUACGAUGUACAACAGCACGCCGUUGCCACUGCUAUAUGCCGGCUACGGCUUUCGGCGCUCUGCGAUGGUUCCGGAAGAGGAUGAGGUUGGCGAGGGAUCCCCUUGGAUUAAAGUAGGUGAUGUAAGCCACCCCGCGUCACCCCCAGACGCUGCUGACCCCGCAUCGACCGCCGUCUCCCCUGCCGCCAACUCCUCCGUCAAUGCGCCGCGGCGAUUAGGCAGGCUCUGUAAUUUACUGGAUGGAGCAGUAUCGCAGCCACAACCGGCAGUGGACCCCGCGGGAAAGCGAGCUGAGCGGGCCAAGGAGCGGCACAUCAUCACAGCAGCAGACAGCCGCAGCUGUGCCACGGCGGGGCACGGCAGCAGUAGCGACACUCCCGCUCGCUCCAGCGUCACGCGCUCGUCGUCCCCAUCCUUGCGUCAACGCCACGUCAAGGAGACUCUAGGUGCCUGCGACAGAGCGGCGCCAGCUGUUGCGGUUGCUGGUGACGACUUCGCCGACGGCGCCAUGGGCGUUCUAAGGACCCAGAUCGCCGCGCUGCGUGCACACCUGCUGGAUCCCGCCACACAUCCCUUCCCGGACAUUCUCCCUGAACCUCCCGGAACUGAAUUUAGCUGUCGUCCCCAUCCCAGCCAUUACCACGGUGCUCUGCCUCGCAGCAGCCGCUAUCUGCCCAAUGUCAGAACAGUAGUAGCGCCAAGACGGCAAGGUUGCAGUAAGAGCAACAAGGGCGAGGCUCUGAAGUCAGCUGCAAUCAGCCAAGGCCUGGCUACGUCCCCCUCGGCGGCAGCGCCUCGCCCUCUAGGACAUCGAAGCAUGGCCGCGUCACUGGCGACCCACCUAGGGCUGAUGCAGCUGGGCCAAAAGGCUCUUGGCAGCGGACCGCAGCCAUCAUCACCACCAUCCCUGGUGGAAAAGGGCUGCAAUGGUGGUGGUGGUGGUGGUGGUGCUAGUGGUGGUGGUGGUAGUGGUGGUGGUGGUAGUGGUGGUGGUGGUAGUGGUGGUAGUGGUGGUGGUGGUGGUGGUGGUGGUAGUGGUGGUAGUGGUGGUGGUGGUGGUGGUGGUGGUGGUGGUGGUGGUGGCUGCGCCGGCGCCGUCCUCAACCCAGCGAGUUGUCCAGAUCAGUCCAUUCGCGGCAGGAAAGGGAGGUCAACACACGGACCUGAGCUGCGGGCACCCGCGCUGGUCGAGCAGAUGCAAGUAGCAAUGGCUGCCCUUGCGAGCCCAGCCGCUGCUGCCGAUAUCGUCCUGCCGUCAGCCGCCGUCAGCACCCCAACAAGUACGUCUCCCCCCUUCUCCUCACCCUUCAGCUGCAGCGUAGCAGUAGCAGGAACAGCAGACACGCCGUACGAUGUGUACGGCGCUCACCAACCGCCACCUGCAACUAGCAGCAGCCAGGAACCGGCCCACGGCGCUGCGUCAGUUUCCCCGGGGUCAGGGCCCCCAAACAGCACCUGCCGUGAUGGGCUCGCAAGGAGGAGCCUCCUCUGGGGCCUGUUCAGGCGGAGCAGCAGUCCCCUCACCGCGGCCUCCGUCGCCUCGGCCGCGAUGGACAGGACUUCGGAGCCGCUGGCCCCUCCCACCAGCCCCACCGCGGUGGCAGGGACGAGCAUUCGCGCAGGUGACAGCGAAAGUGCUGCUGCCGUUGCUGCUAGUGCUCGUGUUCUUGGUCGACGUCUUGGAGCCUCCCAACGCGCCAGCAUUGACGCCGGUAGUUGCACGCGCUUCAACACCGCUACUAGCACAGAAGAACACGCGGCCAGUGCCGCUGCGGGAGCGCACUCGCUGCCGCUGACUAAGCUACAGCUGUACGGCGACCACGUGUUGCACGGCGGCCCGCCGGCUGAAAGUACCGAAGGAAACUGGUACAGCGACAGCUGCAGCCCCUUUGGCACGGACAACAUCUACACGAGCAACAGUGGCGGCACGAUGAGCCAACUGUUUGCCGUUUACCUUCGUUCCCGACCCAUGGGUCACUAUGGCGCCCAGCAGCGGCAGCCAGGAAACAACGACGUCACCAAUGGCCAACACGGUACCGGGCUGGGGCAUCCCCGUAGUAGCCAGCAGCACCCCCCGAUGGACACCGGCUCCGGCGCCGGUUCCAACCUGAACAAACCGCGAAGUGGUCUCCUCCUUGGGGAUACAGAGACCGGCAGUAGCUGCGGGAGCCACCGCGGACGUAGUCGGCUGAGUGCCGGUGCCGUACCAUCAGGGGCUGCCAUGGGGACCAGAUCAUCUGGCGGAGGCGGAGGCGUGAUGAAGGUGCUCCGCGCCCGGGGUUCAAGCAUGAUGGGUGGGCCAGGUGGUGAUUGCGGCGCCAGGGACAGCGGCAACGACCCAUGGGGGGGACUCCUGGGGCGAGCUGCCGACGCUGCCGCCGUGCCGUACAGCAAAUCGAGCCAACUCACAAAGCUGUCGCCGCCCCCUCAUAUCGGCUUUGACUACGGGGGUGACGCUAGUACGGCAGAAUACGGUACGGCAAGGCAUAAAGAGGCGAGUCAGGCCGCGGCGAUGGCGGGUGUCGGCGUGCACCUGGGCGGAGAUGGUUCGAGCGAUUAUGAGGAUGAUGAUGGAAGCAAGGAGAGGAACUACGGAGCUGGCGGCGGCUGGUGCGGGGUUUCUUGUGGCGAUGGCAUUGGCAGUGCCGGCGGCGCCGCUUACGUCAGCGGUGGCAUCAGCGGCGGCGGCGGCGGCCCCGCACGCGACAUGCUGAAGAUGCUAGAAGAGGCGAACAUCACUGUCGCUGGCUCCAUUUGUGCUAGGUGGCAAUCCUGGCAGCAGCAGCAGCAGCAGCGUGUACGGCAGACAGUCCGCAACCUUGCACACCUGGGCGCCAGCCCGGACGCCAUCCCCUGCAGCAGUGCUCCGUUGCCGUACAGUAGUGGUGCGGCGGCGGCGGCGGCAGAGGCAGCGGUUGCGCCGUCGUCACCUCACCUUUCCGGUUCCAGCAGCCGGCAGCCCCCGUUGCUGCUGGCGCGGUCUGGCACGAUGUCUGUAGAGGGCAGUGGACGGCUGCUGCCGGUGGUGCCCGAGCAGUUGGCGGAGGCGGAGGUGGAGGCGCGGGCGGCGGCGAUGGCGCUUCCAGGUCGGCGCAGCCCGGCAUGGGUUAUCCGCCGCAUCAGCGAGGCCAAGCAGGAGAAGCUCGUCAACGAGUCAGUCAGUAACGACCAAAACACAAUGUUGCGUCGAGUCGGCCACCAUGCCACAAGACGCGACCGCUUACAAGUGCAACCACCGACAACGAAAGAGGGUUCACGCUGGCUGCCGUACAGGAAGGGGAGGGAAGGGAAAUGUAAACUGGGAGAGGAGGAAAACGCCUUCACGGGCGCCUCCGGGGCCCUUCACGGGCGCCUCCGGGGCCCUUCACGGGCGCCUCCGGGGCCCUUCACGGGCGCCUCCGGGGCCCUUCACGGGCGCCUCCGGGGCCCUUCACGGGCGCCUCCGGGGCCCUUCACGGGCGCCUCCGGGGCCCUUCACGGGCGCCUCCGGGGCCCUUCACGGGCGCCUCCGGGGCCCUUCACGGGCGCGGUCGCACACAGCAGCCCGAAAGUGAGCACAUGGUUGAAGGCGGCGCUGCAGCGAGGUUCUCGAGCAGCAUCUAUGGGCGGCGGGGCGCCGGAAUGUGGUCCCGCGGACGGCGGCGGUGGCGGCGGCGGCAGCGGCGGCGACGGAGACAAUUUCGGUUUCGGAAGUGAAGCGGCGGCUGGCCGAUAA